Messenger RNA from Leptonychotes weddellii (Weddell seal), 1182 nucleotides. It is a transcript of the gene RHOD, whose product is annotated as ras homolog family member D. Lineage: Eukaryota; Metazoa; Chordata; Mammalia; Carnivora; Phocidae. The record is from RefSeq and is a predicted model, not a curated record. Gene Ontology annotation, biological process: small GTPase-mediated signal transduction. Gene Ontology annotation, molecular function: GTPase activity; GTP binding.
GCCGAGGCGCCGCAGGGCGCGCGGUCGGUCAAGGUGGUCCUGGUCGGCGACGGCGGCUGCGGGAAGACGUCGCUGCUGAUGGUCUUCGCCGAGGGGGCCUUCCCCGAGAGCUACACCCCCACUGUGUUUGAGCGGCUCGCCGUUAAUCUGCAAAUGAAGGGCAAACCCCUGAACCUCCAAAUCUGGGACACAGCAGGGCAAGUUGACUAUGACCGCCUGCGGCCCCUCUUCUACCCCGACGCCAGUGUCCUUCUCCUCUGCUUCGAUGUCACCAGCCCGCACAGCUUUGACAACAUCUUCAACCGGUGGUACCCAGAGGUGAACCACUUCUGCAAGGAGGUGCCCAUCAUUGUUGUGGGCUGCAAGACUGACCUGCGCAAGGACAAGUUGCUGGUGAAGAAGCUGCGGAAAAAUAGGUUGGAGCCUGUGACCUACCACAGGGGCCAGGAGAUGGCGAGGUCCGUGGGUGCAGUGGCCUACCUCGAGUGCUCAGCCCUGCUCCAAGAAAACGUCCACGCGGUCUUCCAGGAAGCAGCGCAGGUGGCCCUCAGCAGCCGCAGUCGCAACUUCUGGAGGAGGGUUACCCGGAGCUGUUGCGUGGUGACCUGACAUCUUGAGGCCCUCCCUGCCCCAACCCCCCCAGCAGCUCAGGAAGGAGCUGGGCGCUGAGCUGCCCAGUUGGCUGGGCUGGACCCAGUCCCGAGGCUGUGAUCACCGAACUGCACCUCAAACAGAUGGACACCACCAAGGCCGGGCCCCUGACCCUGGGGCUGUAAUCCCUGGACUAGAGCGUAACCCCCGCCCAAGGCCUGAGGAAGGGGCUUCCAGAGCCCACCUGCCCUGUAGAGGGCUACUCCUGGAGUCCCCUAAAAAUGACUCCCAGACUCCCAGCUCCCAGCCUGGACCCACACAUCCAGAAGCAGCCUGUUCAGUGCUAUUCCCAGGGCUGCACCUUCGGGACCUGGCACUUCCAGGACCCUGGGCCACAACUCACACCCUCCCCAUCCCCCUGCCCCCUGCCCAUCCAGUGGUAACUAUAACAACUAAAACUACAUUGCUUGUCAGUUAUGUCACGUGUCUUGCUUUACACACAUGUUCCAUAGCAGAAAAGAACCCACCACGGGCGCCUGGGUGGCUCAGUUGGUUAAGCAACUGCCUUCGGCUCAGGUCAUGAUCCUGGAG